GAAAGAUUAUUCAUAUAAAUUAUUUGUAAAAAAUGAUUAAAGUCACGUACUAUUAAUCUAUUACCAACUUUGCUAUGUGAGCAUUUUCGUCAAUACAUCUCUGUCUAUGCUUACAUUAGCAAUUUGGAGAACAGCCAAAUACAAUACAAUUUAUAAGCAGCUGAUGGUGGAGCAGCUGUAGAAUAAAUACAUAAACAAAACAAAGUUUUGGAUAUAAAUACUUUUAAGCAAAUACAAAAAUGGAAGCAAUACCACCACAGAAGCACUACAACCUUACACACUACCAACAACGCUAUAAUUGGGAUUGUGGUAUAUCUUGUAUUUUAAUGAUAUUGACAAGUACACAACGUCAACAUUUUAUUGAUAAUUUCUUAACCAUUUGCAAAGAAGAAGGUUUUGGUUCAAGUACUUGGAGUAUUGAUUUGUGUUACUUGCUAAGGCGUUAUGAUGUGCGUCAUGAAUAUUUUACAAAAACACUUGGAAUCGAUCCAAAUUACAAUCAACACAGUUAUUAUACGAAAAUAAUAGAUAAAGAUGAAAAACGUGUGACGCGUAAGUUUAAGGAGGCAAGUUCACAUGGUAUACGUGUAGAACAACGUACGGUAGAUAUGCAAACGCUUAUACAUCAUCUUGGACGCAAAGGACCAAUUAUAAUGCUAACAAAUGCUUCAUUACUGACAUGUGAGAUUUGUAAAAAACAUGUCUUAGAAAAUUUUGGUUGCUUUAAAUUUUCUUGUAUUACCAAAAACACACGCAUUCCCAAAAGUUAUGCUGGACAUUACAUUGUUUUAUGUGGCUACGAUAUAAAACUAAAUAAAAUAUUUUAUCGAAAUCCAGAAGUACAUGAUGGUCAUGUAUGUCAAUGUUCAACGGCUUCAUUAGAUGUAGCUAGAAAAGCUUAUGGUACAGAUGAAGAUGUGAUAUUUAUAUUUCCUAAUUAAUUUAACAGAUUUAGAGAAACCAAAGUUCAUAUAUUUUGAUAAGUACUUUUAAAGAUAUUAAAUAUAAAAAGUUUUGAAUAGGAAUAUUUCAUAAAAAUGGUACAAAACUACAUGUAAAGUUAGAUAAUUUGGAAAAAAGUCUGU
Messenger RNA from Teleopsis dalmanni, 1085 nucleotides. RefSeq names its product protein GUCD1-like. Lineage: Eukaryota; Metazoa; Arthropoda; Insecta; Diptera; Diopsidae. The transcript has 4 exons. The record is from RefSeq and is a predicted model, not a curated record. Bases 240 to 941 code for a protein of 233 amino acids.